Messenger RNA from Cydia amplana, 1821 nucleotides. RefSeq names its product carcinine transporter-like. Gene Ontology annotation, biological process: transmembrane transport. The transcript has a single exon. Gene Ontology annotation, cellular component: membrane. Lineage: Eukaryota; Metazoa; Arthropoda; Insecta; Lepidoptera; Tortricidae. Gene Ontology annotation, molecular function: transmembrane transporter activity. Bases 59 to 1792 code for a protein of 577 amino acids. The record is from RefSeq and is a predicted model, not a curated record.
UUACAUACUAUCUCGCAGUUUACCGCUCAACGCCACAGGCGCGUCACUCGUAGAAAAAAUGCAAGAGAUGGAAAGUCAAAGAGACGGCAGGCGACGAAAUACCCUUCCAGAUAUACAAGAAAAAAAAGAAUCCGAAGAAGUGACCUACGAUGACCUGUUGUCAUCGGCUGGCGAGUUCGGCCUCUAUCAAAAAAUCUUAUUCUUAUCCACAUUUCCUUUCUAUGCAUUCGGAGUCGUCUCUUAUUUCGAGCAGCUGUUUAUCACGGAAGUGUCGCCGGACCAUUGGUGUAAUGUUCCCGAGCUAGCGAACCUGACCGCAAUGCAGCGGCGAGCGCUGGCUAUCCCCGCUGACCCAGACGCCAGGUUCGGAUACUCACAGUGCUCGGCGUACGUCGCCAACUGGAGCGCGGAGCUGGCCGUCGGCCGCACCACCCCAGACCCCUCAUGGCGCACCGAACCCUGCCGUUACGGCUGGGAGUUCAACUCCACCGAGUUCCCCUAUUCGACCAUCUCCAGCGAGCUGGGGUGGGUGUGUGACAAGGACAGCUACCAAGCCUCUGCGCAGUCCAUCUUCUUCGUCGGCUCUAUCGUCGGGGGCUUCUUAAUCGGCUGGAUCGCGGACCGUUACGGCCGGCUCCCCGCCGCCGCCGUUUGCAACGUGAUCGGGGGCAUCUCUGGCGUCAUCACUAUCUUCGCAACAAACUUCGUCCAGUUUGCCGUUUGCAGAUUCUUCAUGGGUAUGUCCUGGGACAACUCCAUGAUGAUGGUGUACCUCUUGGUGCUGGAGUACGUCGCACCAAAAUAUAGGACGAUGAUAGCGAAUCUGCCGUUUGCCAUUUUCUAUACUAUUUCAGUUUGUGUUUAUCCGUGGAUAGCUCUCGCUUGCAAUCAUUGGAAACUAUUUUCUCUGGUCACGUGUAUACCGAUGAUGUUCGCGGUGUUGGCACCUUUUGUGAUGCCAGAGAGUCCCCGAUGGCUCUUGUCAGUCGGACGCGUGGAUGACGCGAUUAAAAAAAUCCAGAGAAUUGGUCAAGUUAACAAGAAAGAGGUGCCCUCGAAGCUAAUCGAACAAUUCAAAACAAGCCUUUCCAAACAGAAAGUAGAGGCCAAGUACAAAGCAGUUGAUCUUUUAAAACGAUCUCUUCUCAGGAACAUGUUCAUCUGCAUAUGUAUCGGAUAUAUGUGUUGCAUGAUUAUAGUCGACUCUUUAAUAAGAAGCAUUGGGCAGCUAGAGUUUGACUUUUUUGUAUCGUUUUCUGUUAUUUCUUUUACCGAGUUCCCUUCCUUGGCGCUGGUCUCAUUUAUCUUAGACCUGACAGGGCGGAAGUGGUUGGCAGUGUCGACGUUCGCUGUCGCUUGUGUGUUUAGUGUAUUGACAGCGUUCUUGGGUGGGGGAUUGUCAUCAGUUCUGUGCGCGGUGGUGGCCAGGUUCGCUAUCAACAUCACCUGCAACACGGUCAUGCAAUGGGCCACUGAGAUGCUGCCGACGGCAGUGAGGGGCACAGGCAUGUCUAUUGUACAUAUCUGUGGUUACGUUGCGACGGUUAUUUCGCCUUUCAUAGUGUACUUGGAGAUUUAUUACACGUGGCUGCCUCUCGUGAUCGUGGGCGGAGUGGCAGGGUUCGGGGUUGUGAUAGUCUUAGGUCUUCCAGAAACGGCUUCCAAGGAACUUCCUCACACAUUUGAAGACGCAGAGACUUUGAUCAGAAAUUCUAAGUUCAUUGAAAUACCGUGUUUGAUGAAAAAGAAGAGUCAGGCAGAGGGUCAUGAGAAUAAUUCUUUUGAAAUGUAGUGUGUCAAAAUUUUUUCAAUGCGUUUAUA